Trichomonas vaginalis G3 is the source of this 978-nucleotide messenger RNA. RefSeq lists its product as uncharacterized. Gene Ontology annotation, molecular function: protein binding. Lineage: Eukaryota; Parabasalia; Trichomonadida; Trichomonadidae. The record is from RefSeq and is a predicted model, not a curated record. The coding region runs from base 1 to 978 and encodes 325 amino acids. The transcript has a single exon.
AUGAGGGGAAAUGCUGCGGACGACGUUGAGAUGUCAAAUCAAGGUCUAAACCAGUUCCCUCAGAUUGAUGAAACUGAUUCUGUGGAAACAAUUGACGUUUCAUCAAAUUCUAUAAGAGAUUUACCUUAUUUAGAUAAUUUUGUAACAUUGCGUUCACUUAAUAUAUCAAAUAAUAAAAUAUCUGAUUUAAAACCGCUUUCUGGACUACAAUCAAUUAUAGAACUCAACUGCAGUAGUAAUUCAAUCGAAUCUUUAGAACCAUUAAGUUCGUUAUCGACAUUAAAAGUUUUAAUUGCGUCAAAUAACAGAAUUAGAGAGAUUACAAAGCCUCCUUCUAAAUCUCUUAUCGAAAUUGACUUAGCAAAUAACAAAUUUGAGUCAUUCGAAUUUUUACAAGAUAAAUUAGGAAAUAAAUUACAAAAUCUUGAUAUCUCUGGUAAUAAUAUCAAUGAAAUUCGAUCUCUUCGUUACAUUGCAGUGUUUACUCAAUUAAUUUCAAUAAAUGUAGGAUUAGUCAAUCAAAAUCCGGAAUUAAAAGUUGCCCAAUUUGCGAAAUACCUCUGCCCAAUGCUAGAAAACAUAGAUGGAGCUGAUUGUGCUGAUAUCGAUACAACCGAAGAUUUUAACGCCGAUGCCUUAAUAGAUAUAUUAGUAAAUGGUACGGAAGGCGAACUUAGAGCAAUGUUAGCUCAUACUGCAGGCCCUCUUCAAUGGGAUGAGCCUCAAUUUGUUCCAUUUGAAGCGGAUAUACCAGCAACACCUCUUAAAGGUAUAGAAGAGAGACUUAGAAAGAUUGAACAGAAAAUUCCUGAAGAAACAGCUUCGAAACCUGAAAAAACAAAAGAUACUGUUUCUCAAGCGGAAUUACGAGAAAUUCGCGAAGAAAUAUCCGAGCUACGAGAGCAGGUUAUUAAGCUCUCUGAAUUAUUGUAUGUUCAUGAUUGUGCUAUGAAAGCUAUGUGGGAAUCUAAUAAAUAA